AUGGGUGCCCAAGACGUUCUAACCAGAAAGACCGGUGUCAUCGUCGGCGACGAUGUCCGUGCCUUGUUCGACUACGCGAAGGAGCACAAGUUCGCUAUCCCAGCCAUCAACGUUACCUCCUCCUCCACCGCCGUCGCUGCCUUGGAGGCCGCCAGAGACAACGGUUCUCCAAUCAUCUUGCAGACUUCCAACGGUGGUGCUGCCUACUUCGCCGGUAAGGGUAUCUCUAACGACGGCCAGAACGCCGCCAUCAGAGGUUCCAUCGCCGCUGCCCACUACAUCAGAUCCAUUGCCCCAGCUUACGGCAUCCCAGUCGUCUUGCACUCUGACCACUGUGCCAAGAAGUUGCUCCCAUGGUUCGACGGUAUGCUCGAGGCCGACGAGGCUUACUUCAAGCUGCACGGUGAGCCAUUGUUCUCCUCUCACAUGAUCGACUUGUCCGAGGAGUCCGACGACGAGAACAUCGCUUCUUGUGUCAAGUACUUCACCAGAAUGGCCAAGAUGGGCCAAUGGCUAGAGAUGGAGAUCGGUAUCACCGGUGGUGAGGAAGACGGUGUCAACAACGAGCACGUCAGCCGUGAGGACCUCUACACCAAGCCAGAGACCGUCUUCGCCGUCCACAAGGCUCUUGCUCCUAUCUCUCCAAACUUCUCCAUUGCCGCUGCCUUCGGUAACGUCCACGGUGUCUACGCCCCAGGUAACGUCCAGUUGAGACCAGAGAUCCUAGGUGACUUCCAGAAGUACGCCCACGGUCAGGUCAAGACCGAGGAGAAGCCUCUAUACUUGGUCUUCCACGGUGGUUCCGGUUCUUCCAACGAGGACUUCAAGACCGCCAUCGGCCACGGUGUCGUCAAGGUCAACCUCGACACUGACUGUCAGUUCGCCUACUUGAAGGGUAUCAGAGACUACGUCCUGAAGAACAAGGACUACCUCAUGACCCCUGUCGGAAACCCUGAAGGCGCUGACAAGCCUAACAAGAAGAAGUACGACCCAAGAGUCUGGGUUAGAGAGGGUGAGAAGACCAUGUCCGAGAGAAUCACCGAGGCUUUGGGCGUUUUCAACACUCAGAAGCAAUUGUAA
This is a messenger RNA of Lachancea thermotolerans CBS 6340, 1080 nucleotides long. It is a transcript of the gene FBA1, whose product is annotated as fructose-bisphosphate aldolase FBA1. NCBI's taxonomy places the organism in Eukaryota, Fungi, Ascomycota, Saccharomycetes, Saccharomycetales, Saccharomycetaceae. Gene Ontology annotation, molecular function: zinc ion binding; fructose-bisphosphate aldolase activity. Bases 1 to 1080 code for a protein of 359 amino acids. Gene Ontology annotation, biological process: glycolytic process; gluconeogenesis. The record is from RefSeq and is a predicted model, not a curated record. The transcript has a single exon. Gene Ontology annotation, cellular component: cytosol.